UCUAUUGCGCAUGCGCAAAAUAUAAAAACACGGUGAUAUCCGGUCAUGUCUUGAGAACAUUAGAAUUUUGAUAAAAACAUGUACUCUUUCUCGAAAGCCUGUAUAACUGCAGUACAGGAACAGUGCAGCUAUGGAAGAAUUAUGUUUCUGUCAUGUAGAAAAUUUGCAUCAAAAUAUUCAAACAGUGUUUGUGUUCCUAUGGCAUGCUACAAACCAGCAACGUGUGAAAAGGUCAAAUUACUGAACCAUGAGACUGCCAUAAAUACAAUAUCUGUCCGGUGGUAUGUCAGUUAUGAAGAAAAGAGACAGAAACAAAAGACACAUGCCCAGAAGAUGAUUGAAAUGUUUGAUCUGCCAACAAAAAAGAAAAAGUUUGAGACAAGACAGCCAUUUGAUUACUCUGGUGAUGUCGUGGAACAGAAACGUUUGGAAGAUGACAAAACUCUUUUUGUUUAUAGGGGAUUAGAAGACCAAUUUAAAGACCUCCCAGACAAUUACAAAAAAGUAACAACAAUUGAAUAUGCAGAUGGGCAAGAAAAAUUAGCUCAUAGAAUAUGGACUAUGCAGGAGAAAUUCCACAACAUUUGCAAAUAUGGAGAGAAGCGUGAAAUGAUAAUUGCUAGAAAAACUGUCCAGAUCAGAAAUCUACUGGAGCAUUGCAAGAAAUACAAAAAGGAUACCUUGUCUAGAGUGAUUCUGCUGGAACAGAUACAAGGACGUAAAAAGGAAUUAAAGAAAUUAAGAAAAGCAGACUAUAAGAGAUUCAUGUGGUUACUUCAGGAACUACAAAUCAAGUACAAACCUCAUCCAUUGUAUGUUGAUGUGAACAGCAGACGUGCAAGGAUGCGGAGGUAUUUACGAGAGGAGGCGUGUAGGGAAAUUAGAGACAAAAUCAACGCUGUGUAUGAAAGACUUGACAACGAGAAAGAGAACUUUUAUGCAAAGAAGGAAAAACAACUUGCAGAGAUUCAGAGAGAUCUGUUAAGAUAUGAUAUCAAUGACAGUGAAUUGUUAGAAAAUGUGAAGGUACUUAGACAACAACGGGUUUUAGAGAGACUGAACCGACCACCACCAACGCCAAACACCUACAGCUGGAUCCAGGUGGACAAAGACAACAAAAAGGCUCAACGACGUGAAAAGGAGGCCCACAGAAUGAGCAUGAUCAAGAAAGGAGAGGAGAGGUUAAAAGAAAUGGGAAUUAAACCAGUGUAAAUAGAAGUGAAUCAUACUGUUACAAUGCAUUUUUAAACAUCUGUAUCCAAGGAAAAUGGGUGCUAAACUUGCUAUCUAAAAUAAACCAAAAUAUCUUA
Messenger RNA from Ostrea edulis (European flat oyster), 1310 nucleotides. RefSeq names its product 28S ribosomal protein S15, mitochondrial-like. Gene Ontology annotation, cellular component: ribosome. Lineage: Eukaryota; Metazoa; Mollusca; Bivalvia; Ostreida; Ostreidae. The transcript is spliced from 7 exons. Gene Ontology annotation, molecular function: structural constituent of ribosome. The record is from RefSeq and is a predicted model, not a curated record. The coding region runs from base 79 to 1212 and encodes 377 amino acids. Gene Ontology annotation, biological process: translation.